Messenger RNA from Caenorhabditis briggsae, 372 nucleotides. RefSeq names its product Protein CBR-CPG-8 (gene Cbr-cpg-8). The transcript has 2 exons. Bases 1 to 372 code for a protein of 123 amino acids. Lineage: Eukaryota; Metazoa; Nematoda; Chromadorea; Rhabditida; Rhabditidae. The record is from RefSeq and is a predicted model, not a curated record.
AUGCGUCCAUUCAUCCUCCUCGCUCUCCUCUUCUCCGUUGCCAUCGCCUUCAACAUCUUCCGUGAUGAAGCCGUCCCAGAGGAGCAACUUCUCUCCGUUCGUCGUUCGACACGUGGUGCCGACAAGAAGGCCGACAGCAGCGACAGCAGUGAUUCAAACGAGAAGGACGACAAGGUUACGGAAGGAUCCGGAUCUGGCGAUACACCAGUAGAAGCAGAAGAGCAGCUCCGUCGUGUCGCCCGUGACGUCGAGGAGGCAUCUGGAGAGGAAGAAGGAUCCGGUGCCGCUCAGGUGACAUCCGCUCCAGUCAGAUUCGUGCGUUCCGUCGACGUCGAGGGAUCCGGAUCUGGAGAUGAGGCUCCAGCCGAGUAA